This is a messenger RNA of Juglans microcarpa x Juglans regia, 843 nucleotides long. RefSeq names its product glycine-rich RNA-binding protein-like. The transcript is spliced from 2 exons. The record is from RefSeq and is a predicted model, not a curated record. Lineage: Eukaryota; Viridiplantae; Streptophyta; Magnoliopsida; Fagales; Juglandaceae. Gene Ontology annotation, molecular function: mRNA binding. The coding region runs from base 83 to 595 and encodes 170 amino acids.
UAGCUCGUGUUUACCAAGUCUUCUUCUCUAUCUUCUUCUCUAUUUCUCUGCUUGUCCCUUUCUUAGGGUUUUCUUCUCAGUUAUGGCAUCUGCAGAAAUCGAAUACAGAUGCUUUGUCGGCGGGCUCGCCUGGGCCACCGACGACCAGUCUCUGGAGCGCGCUUUCUCUCAAUUUGGCGAGAUCCUCGAAUCGAAGAUUAUCAACGACCGUGAGACCGGGAGGUCCAGGGGAUUCGGAUUCGUUACCUUUAGCACCGAGAAGGCGAUGAGGGACGCCAUCGAGAGCAUGAACGGUCAGAACCUCGACGGUCGUAACAUCACAGUUAACGAAGCUCAGUCCCGCGGAAACGGAGGAGGUGGAGGCGGCGGUUACAGCCGCGGAGGUGGGGGUUACGGUGGUGGUGGGCGCCGUGAAGGUGGAGGCGGGUAUGGCCGCGGUGACAGAAGCUACGGCGGAGGUGGAGGUGGAUAUGGGGGUGGCGGCGGAUAUGGAGGUGGCGGGUAUGGUGGUGGCCGUGACCGUGGGUAUGGUGACAGUGGGUCCAGGUACUCGAGUGGUGGCGGCGGCGGCGAUGGUGGUAGCUGGAGGAACUGAAGGGGCUAAAGGCUUAGUCGGGUUUAUAUCGUUGAUUUGAGUGGCUGUAGUCUGUAGAAGAUAGUGGUUUGGUUUGGUUUUAUGGUUUCGAUUGUGGUUUUGUUGUUCCUUUCAGUUUGGUGCUCUCCUUUUUGACCGAUGGUUGCUGUGUUCUGAUGUUACUAUCUCCAGAAAAGAGAAAAUAUACUCGAAUCGAAUGGAAUAUAGAUCUUCUCCUACGCAUUCUGUUUUGCUAGCUUUUCCUUCAA